Messenger RNA from Malania oleifera, 986 nucleotides. Its product is annotated as zinc finger protein 5-like. Gene Ontology annotation, molecular function: DNA-binding transcription factor activity; transcription cis-regulatory region binding. The record is from RefSeq and is a predicted model, not a curated record. Bases 109 to 816 code for a protein of 235 amino acids. Gene Ontology annotation, cellular component: nucleus. Lineage: Eukaryota; Viridiplantae; Streptophyta; Magnoliopsida; Santalales; Ximeniaceae. The transcript is spliced from 2 exons. Gene Ontology annotation, biological process: trichome differentiation; gibberellic acid mediated signaling pathway; cytokinin-activated signaling pathway.
GGGUGGAGGUGGGGUGCUGAUAAGGUCCAAACCCAAUAUUAGAGCUCAGCAGAAUCAAGUACUAUUUUAUGACCCAAUUGAGAAUUUAGUCCCUCACUGCCUCGCUGAAUGGAUGGGGAUGGUGGUUUUCAUUCCACAGUCUCUGUUGCGGAGAAAAAGCUGAGAUUGUUUGGUGUCGAAGUGGAUCCACAUGUCGAGGGUGGGAAGUAUCUAAGAGAGGCUGAAGCAGGCAGAAGUGUACACUCAAUGGGCACCAUUACGCGCUGCAGUGGGGAAAUUACUGCAAAAAGUUCAGUAGCUGAACCCAAGCGCAAGAAGUACAAAUGCCAAUUUUGUUCCAAGCAGUUUGCAAACUCACAGGCAUUGGGGGGCCACCAAAAUGCCCACAAGAAAGAGAGAAUGAAGAGGAAGAAAUUGCAGCCUCGAGCAAGGAAAGGCGGCUUGAAUUUUCCAGAGCAAUCUGUAGGGAGUUCCUCUGUUCCCAUCUACCAUCAGUAUCCUCCCAUGUUGCACAACUCCUCUUCCUGCAAACCUCACUUCACCCUCUACGGCGAGUCUUUGAUUAGUUUCAAAUCAUCUGAUCAAGACCAAAAGUUAAACCUUCACGGCUAUGAAACUACUGGUGGAGCUUCAGCUCAACCUGCAUGCUUCCAAUUAAUACAAGAAGGCAGCUUGAGGUCAAGCAGAGGAGGGUUCAGUAAGAACAGACCCAUGGUCAUCAAGCCUUCUCCGAUGAGAAGCUAUGAGCGUUUGGACGUCAUCUUGGGGCUUAUCAAGAAACAAGGUGGCAGCAGCUCCUUUGGAAGCGGGCAUUAGUAGAUGAUGUUAUGAUUCUAUAGGAAGUGUUUAGGAUUCAUUUGCAUCAUGGUAAAUGCUAAGGCAAACGUCUCGUCUCUGAUUUGAUAUUGAUUUUUCUGUUCAUUUCAAGCUUUGGCAGUGAUGUUUCAUUAUCUGAGCGAAAUGAAAUGGGGAUCAAUCUUCUUCAA